CAAAUCAAAUUAAAUGUCAGGUUGUAUUUUUGUGUAUCAGUUUGAGUUUGGAAAAUAAAUCAAUAAUCAAAUCACGGUACUUGCAUUAUAUUCCAAUAAAAAUAAUUGAGUUACUCAAUACUUACAAGAUGGCUAAACGUCCGGCUUCAGAAGCUUUUGAAAUGGAAACCCAAAUGCGAAAGACGGAAGGUAAAAAACACUCAUUGGAUUCUGAUGAAGAGGACAGUGGUGCUGAGGAAGAGAAGACUAACGUUCUUCAUGCUGAUGAUAUUGAAGGCGAAGAGGACGGCGAGGGUGGAAUGGAAGGUGAAAUUACGAUUACCCCAUUCAACAUGAAAGAGGAACUUGAAGAAGGCCACUUCGAUAAUCAGGGCCAUUAUCAUUGGAAGAAAGAAAAAGAAAUCAAAGACGGUUGGCUUGAUAACAUUGACUGGGUCAAAGUUAAGGGGAGACCUGAGGAUAAAUAUAAAAUCCACAAAGAUAAUGAAAAUAAAGGUCUUGGUGAUGAGUCUAGCAGUGAAGAUGAGGAGCCAGAAGAAAAGUUUGUAUUGCUGGACAACUACAAGGAAAUCUUGCAACAUAUGAAACCAAGAGAAACUAUUGCUAAAACCCUACAACGGCUUGGUGCAAGCUCAAAAAUAUCAAGUGCCGAGCGCUGGAAGCGGAAAAAAGCUGGCAUUGUUGAUGAGAACAGUAAAAUUGUUACCAGAGUAACAGAACUUGCGAACCAAAUAUUAACCAAAUUGGGUAACAUGGAUAUUUACCAAGAAACAUAUGAAAAGAUCAAUGCUUUUGUUAAUAAACAGGAAAACAAAAAGGAAGAUGCAGACUUGGAUAUGUAUGCUGAUGAUUUUGACCAGAAAGAGAAGAAUGUUCUGGAGAAUACUAAACCUGAAGGUGGUGAAACCAGUGAAGACAAAGAAGAAGAACAACCGGUUGUGAAAUGGGAGUUUAAGUGGAAUCAGAAUGAUGAGGACAUAUCAGGACCACACUCAACUGAACAAAUGCACAAAUGGUCAUCAGAAGGCCACUUCAAAACUGGGGUCUGGGUCAGGAAGCAUGGUGAAGACAGCCAGUUCUACACAUCUAAUAGAAUAGACUUUGAAUUAUAUUUGUAGAUUUUAAGGGGUUAUAGAAUAUGAAAUAAAACAAAGUUCUGUUUUAAACAUA
Trichoplusia ni (cabbage looper) is the source of this 1170-nucleotide messenger RNA. It is a transcript of the gene holn1, whose product is annotated as CD2 antigen cytoplasmic tail-binding protein 2 homolog. The record is from RefSeq and is a predicted model, not a curated record. The coding region runs from base 129 to 1118 and encodes 329 amino acids. Gene Ontology annotation, cellular component: U5 snRNP. NCBI's taxonomy places the organism in Eukaryota, Metazoa, Arthropoda, Insecta, Lepidoptera, Noctuidae. Gene Ontology annotation, molecular function: protein binding. The transcript has 3 exons.